Molecule: messenger RNA, 3867 nt
Organism: Tetrapisispora phaffii CBS 4417
Lineage: Eukaryota; Fungi; Ascomycota; Saccharomycetes; Saccharomycetales; Saccharomycetaceae
Gene: ECM16
Product: ATP-dependent RNA helicase ECM16
Exons: 1
Coding region: 1-3867 (1288 amino acids)
Biological process (GO): maturation of SSU-rRNA from tricistronic rRNA transcript (SSU-rRNA, 5.8S rRNA, LSU-rRNA)
Cellular component (GO): intracellular anatomical structure; nucleolus
Molecular function (GO): RNA binding; ATP binding
Source: RefSeq, a predicted model, not a curated record
AUGGGUACCUAUAGAAAAAGAUUCAAUGAGAAAGCCAGAGCCGGUCAUAUGGCUAGGUUGAAAGAGCUUAAAAAGGUAAGAAAUAAGCAGUUUACUAGACAUCUGGACGAUGGUAACAAUAAAAAUGAAUCCGACAAUGUGAAUACUGUUGAAAGAACGGAUGAUACCAAUGCCAUGAUUUUGAAACCCUUGAGUGAAGAAGAGAAAGCUUUAAAGAAACGUAAGUUGCAAGAAUUGUUUCAGCCAAAGGAAUCUAAGGUAUCCAGAAUGAAGAAGAAGCGUCUGGAUAAGUUCAUUGAACAUCAACUGAAGAAAGAAGAGAAGAAGACCAUUAUUGAGAAGCUGCAAGACUAUAGAGUUGAUACUAGUUUGUUUACGUCAUCAAAGAGAUUAGGCCAUGGUAGGGACACUAAGAGGGAUGAGAUUAAAGAAGCGUUAAGUUUGGAGAAGCAAGGACGUCAAAGUGAGCGUACUAAAGAGAUAUUAUACACUGAACAUGAAGUAAAAAACUGGGAUGAGGAUAAUGAAGAAAAUGGUGACGAGGAUGGUGACGAUGAUGGUGACGAUGAUGAUUUCGAGGAAAAAUUUGGCGAUGCUGGUAAUUCAGGUUCAGGUUUCGUUGAUUAUCGUCCAAAGACAAUGGGUGGCAAUGGAGGCUUUGGUUUGGGAUUCAGCAAUGCCACUGUUGUCAAGAAAAAAGAUAAAAUUGUUCCUAAAAGAAAGUAUAAUUGGAGAGAAAGAGUUGAGAACAUAGAAAAACGUAAUAACCAAUUGGAAGAUGAAGAAGAUUUUAUGAGUUCGAAUGAGAGUGGAAGUGCAAGCGACGAAUAUGCUUCUGAAGAAAACUCUGAAGUAGAAGGACAAGAAGAUGGUACUGUCGAUAUUGAACAAGAGGUAUCUGAAGGUGAAUUAUCAAAUGAAGGUGUACGAACCGAGGAUUCGGAAGGUUCAGAAUCUAGUGGCGAAGACAAUGAUGAUGACAACGAAGACAGCAGUGAUGAUGAUGAUAUGGAAGAGGAAACUACUGGUAAAUUUGAGCAUAGUUUGGAGGCUAAAUCUUUUAAAAAUUGGGCUGUUAAUGAAAUAAAAAAGGCAGAGGGAAGAGAUGUUGACCUCGCAACACCAGUUUUAAAAAAUUAUACCCCAAUUGUACGUCCAGAAGAUCUUAAUGAUGGUCUAGAAGUACCAUACGUAAAGAUAGAUGAAAAUCUGAAAAGGGAAACCUUUUAUGUCCAUGUAAAUAGACCAGAAGAAAUCCAGGAAGUACGAGCCAAUCUACCUGUUUAUUCUGAAGAACAUAGGAUAAUGGAAGCCAUUCAUCAUAAUGAUGUUGUUAUUAUUUGUGGUGAAACUGGUUCUGGUAAAACAACCCAAGUGCCUCAAUUUCUAUAUGAAUCAGGUUAUGGUAAUCGUGAUUCUCCAGAUGCUCCAGGAAUGAUUGGUAUUACUCAACCUAGAAGAGUUGCUGCAGUGUCUAUGGCAAAUCGUGUUGCCAAUGAAAUGGGAGAUCAUGGUUAUAAAGUUGCACAUCAAAUAAGAUUUGAUACUACUGUUAAAGAUAAUACUCGAAUGAAAUUCAUGACAGAUGGUGUUUUGCUAAGGGAAAUGAUGCAAGAUUUCAAAUUAACAAAAUACUCAUCUAUUAUAAUUGACGAAGCCCAUGAAAGAAAUAUUAACACAGAUAUAUUGAUUGGUAUGUUAAGUCGUGCCGUGAAGCUUCGUGCUGCAGAGCAUGCUAAAAAUAGCACCGAUUUUAAGAAGUUAAAACUGAUUAUUAUGUCUGCUACUUUAAGAGUUUCUGAUUUCAGUGAAAAUAAAACAUUAUUUGAUCACUCACCUCCAGUUGUGAAUGUGGCAGCCAGACAAUUUCCUGUCGCUGUGCAUUUCAAUCGUCGCACACCAUAUGAUUAUGCUGAUGAAGCAUUUAGAAAAACAUGCAAAAUACAUAGAAAGUUACCUCCAGGAGCAAUAUUGAUUUUUAUGACAGGUCAACAAGAGAUUACUCAAAUGGUUACGAAGCUAAGAAAAGAAUUUCCAUUUCCAGAUAAAACUAAAAUUAAGAACUACAACGUUCCUGUUUCUGAAGUUAGAGUUAAUGCUAAAACAACAGAUUUGGAAGCUGAAGAUGUCGAUUUCAGUGUAGAAGGAAAUCAAAUGGAAGAGUUUGAUGAUAAAAUCAAUGAAGAUGUUGAUGAUUAUAAGGAUGAAUCUGAAAAUGAAGAAGGUUUUGAAGAGACUUUGGAGGAUACUCAAACUGAUAAAGAUCCUUUAUUUGUUCUUCCGUUGUAUUCGUUGCUGCCAACGAAAGAACAAAUGAAAGUGUUCCAAGAUCCACCUAAAGGAUCAAGAUUGUGCAUCGUUGCUACUAAUGUGGCCGAAACGUCGUUAACAAUCCCAGGUGUAAGGUAUGUUGUUGAUUGUGGUCGUUCGAAAGAACGUAAAUAUAAUGAAGAGAAUGGUGUUCAAAGUUUUGAAAUUGGUUGGGUCAGUAAAGCUAGUGCUGGCCAACGUAGUGGUAGAGCUGGUCGUACAGGACCAGGUCAUUGUUAUAGAUUGUACUCUUCUGCGGUUUUUGAACGUGACUUUCCACAAUUCUCUAAACCGGAGAUAUUAAGGAUGCCUGUCGAAAGUGUUGUUCUUCAAAUGAAGAGUAUGGCUAUUCAUAACAUUUUAAAUUUUCCAUUUCCAACCCCUCCAAACAGGGUUGCAUUAUCUAAGGCUGUGUUACUGUUGAAAUGCCUUGGUGCAUUAGACAAUAGUGAGAAGAUAACAAAUGAUGGUAAAAAAAUGAGUUUAUUCCCUCUUUCUCCAAGGUUCUCUAAAAUGCUUCUAUUAUCUAAUGAACAAAAAUGUUUACCAUAUAUUGUCUCGAUUGUGAGUGCGUUGUCUGUUGGUGAUCCCUUUAUUGGUGAAAAUGAAUUAGGUAUCGCGAAUGUAAACGUUCAAAAACAGACUGGUGAUGAUGAGGAGUCAGUUGAACCAGAAGUAGAUGAUCUUGAACUAGAAAAAAAGAGGGCUUUAAGAGCUAAAUUUUUUAAGAGCAGAGCUAAAUUUAGUAAACUGGAUAAGAAUAGUGACAUAUUCAAAGCAUUGAGUGUUAUAUCUGCGAUGGAUUAUAUUCCAAAGGAUAGUAAACCAUUAUUUUUAAAAAAUAACUUCUUAAAAAUAAAAAUAAUGGAAGAAAUAAGUAAGUUGAGAAAGCAGUUAUUAUAUAUUAUUAAAUCAAAUACUUCUCAAGAGAACAUUGCAGUUUCAGUUACUGAUGAAGAUUUAAAAUCUAGUAUCCCUAACGAAAUUCAAAUUAAAUUAUUGAAACAGAUGGUUUGUGCUGGUUUUAUUGAUCAAGUUGCCAUUAGGGCAGAUUACUUAUUCCCAGAAGAGGCUGAGAUCACAAAUAGAACAUCGAUCAUUAACAUUCCUUACAUACCAGUACUAGCACAAAAGGAAAAUAAUGUAGAAGAUAUGUUCACCUACAUUCAUCCAUCAUCGAUAUUAGCGAACAGUGGUGAAUUGCCACCAAAAUUUUUAGUAUACCAUUCUUUACACCUAAGUUCAACAAAUAAAACCAGACUACAACCAUUAUGUGAUGUUAAGAGUACACCAUUGGCAAACAUUGCUAGAAGCGGGUCAUUGCUGACUUACGGAAAACCUCUGACAGGUCAAGGUAUGAAACCAAUCAACAUAUCAGUAACUGAAAGAUACUGUUACGUUGUCCCAAGAUUUGGUUCUACGAUUGACAGUGACUUAAAGGUAGGCUGGGAUCUAAAUCCUAUCUCCGUGCAUCAAAUAAAGGAGAAGGGACAAUGGCAGGUAACAAAAUUUAUCACCAACAGAAACUACAAGACCAUGGAAAAAACCAAGAAAUAG